This is a messenger RNA of Oncorhynchus masou masou (cherry salmon), 2839 nucleotides long. Its product is annotated as probable E3 ubiquitin-protein ligase HERC3. Gene Ontology annotation, biological process: protein polyubiquitination. The record is from RefSeq and is a predicted model, not a curated record. Lineage: Eukaryota; Metazoa; Chordata; Actinopteri; Salmoniformes; Salmonidae. Gene Ontology annotation, molecular function: ubiquitin protein ligase activity.
GAAUGCUGCUGUGCCACGAUCAAGACUGCGGCGAGAGAUAUGGCUCGGAAAACGUACCUCAAUCCAGGAAUGGAAUACAGCGGUGUACUCCUAAUUAUCCCAGCUGACAAAUCGAGAAGAUUGAAAUAUUUCUAAUUGUUAAUGAAUGUUCGUUUUUAGUCAGCAUGCUAGGCUAGGCAAUCCUAUAGAAGCCCAUUGGAUUCCAUGAAAAGGCGAUGCCGAGCGUUGGGAGUGUGACAUGUAAGGAGACGAUUCGGGCUCUGAGUUGUGGAGAUUCUCAUGCUGUUUUACUGUCUGAAGAGGGUCGGGUUCUCUGCUUGGACAAGGCCAAUAUUCUCAGCCCAUUGGGUAACCUAUGUAACUCAGGUUGUAUGUGGAGACCAGCAUUCAAUUUUACUAACUCAGGUCGAACCUUUCAAAACUAUGGUCAGCUGGGUUUUGGGUGGGGCGAGCCACGCGACAUGUCCAUGUCCCCCAAGCCCCUGAAGUCUCUAUCAGGGAUCCCCCUGGUUCAGAUCACUGCAGGGGGAGACCACAGCUUCGCUCUGUCCCUUUCUGGAGCUGUGUUCGGCUGGGGCAAGAACACCGCCGGGCAACUGGGACUAGGGGACACAACAAACAGAUGUGCUCCAGCUCCUGUUGAUUGCCUGAAUCUGAAGAAGACUGUUUUGAUUUCAUGUGGAGGAGAACAUACUGCCGUUCUGACAAAGGGAGGUGUGGUGGUCACAUUUGGCUCAGGCUGCUAUGGACAGCUUGGACACAACUCUCUCCGAGAUGAACUACGACCUCGAGUGGUGGGGCAACUUUGUGGAUUAAAGGUGACCCAGAUAGCCUGUGGAAGACACCACACAUUAGCAUUUGUGGGGCCCUCCAAUAAGAUUUACUCAUUUGGGUGCGGAGAGCAAGGGCAGCUGGGAAAUGGAGUAAAGAUUGAUCAGUCUGUGCCCCUUCCAGUACAACUGCCAGACCAGAUUGAUGACCAGAAAAUUGAACACAUUUUUGCUGGAGGAAACCAUUCCUUUGCGUUGUGCACUCUUGGUCAGGAGUCUGGAGAAAGGCCUAACAAUCUCAGGUCAAGUGUGGGCAAAGUGACACAACAAGCUAUAGAUGAAGAAAUCAUUGACAAAUGGAUCUCGGAAUGUGAUUCAAAGUCUUGGAAAAAAGGACAGAAGGAAAUCACAAAAAUGUUUUCUUCUGCAUCGUGUUUAAAUGGGAGCUUUCUUGAUAAAAGUUGUGACAAACAUUACCAAACCUCACCAAAACAGUCUGGCCUGGAUUAUUCACUCGUCCAAGGCGCAUUCCGAAAGCUGGCGAAAAAGGGCAAAGUUUUGACUGAGCUGUUGUCCAGCACACACUGCUUCCCUCCCUGUAUGAGGAGCCCAUUUGGAGUGGAGGGCUUGAGGGUCUACCUGGUUCUCCCUGAGCUCCUGAGGGUCCUUCACAAACAGCACAGAAGGACAGAUCUCACCGAAGCUGUUGCUGCUGCUAUCCUCAAACUGCACUGAAAAGCUGCAGGUCCUCGGAGUUUGCAGUACAUCUUGGAUUACCCUGAUGAUGAUGUUGAAAACAUGGACAUGACUUUCUCAGUGAUGUGGGGUGAUGUAGCGGUGGAACUUGAUCCCAAAGAAAGUGGAAAACUCGUCACAAGUGCCAACAAGAAGGAGUUUGUUGACACCUAUGUGAACUACAUCUUCAACCAGUCAGUAGAGGUGGUGUUUGAAGAGUUCAGGAAAGGCUUCUUCAAGGUGUGUGACAAGGACGUGGUGGAGUUCUUCCAGCCAGAGGAACUGAGGGGAGUGAUGGUGGGGAAGGAGAAUUUCGACUGGGAAACGCUGAAACAGAACACUGUGUAUGAAGGAGAGUACCAUGCUGGGCAUCCCAACAUCAUCACAUUCUGGGAGGUGUUUGAGGAACUGACAGAGGAUCAAAAGAAAGCGUUCCUGUUGUUCCUGACUGGCUGUGAUCGUGUGCCCAUCCUGGGUAUGAACCAGAUCAGGAUGAGGGUCCAAACCCUUCUCAACUCCUCCCAACAGCAUUUCCCAGAGGCGCUGACCUGUCACUCUCUGUUGCAGCUGCCCAUCUACCCCUCCAAAGAGACACUACAGAGCAGGCUUAUAGAAGCUGUUGGCCACAACAGAGGCUUCUGGAAUGAAUAAUGGGUGUUUUGUGUUGCUGCUGUGUAUAGUCCUCUCCUGUGUUCAUUUUUUCAUUGUUCCAUAGUUGAGUUUAAGAUUUUGAUUGUUUUAAUGUAGGGUUGUAUUUCAAAUCCUAACUUGAGAUCUGUACCACUCUGACAUUAUCAUAUUGCAUUCACCAAAUUUGAUUAAAACAUUUAUAAAUCAAAAAGUACAGCAUGGUUUGUGCCUGCACAUUAAACAACACAUUAACAAAAAUGAUAACAACCAAGAUACAAGGAAAUUCCAAAGUUUUUGUAGUAAUCUAAAUGUUAAAAGGAAGCAUUGUCACGCCUUGGUCUUAGUAUUUUGUGUUUUAGUUAAUUAGUUGGUCAGGCCAGGGUGUGACAUGGGUUUAUGUUAUUGUGUUGUCAUAUUGGGGUUUUUGUAGGCACUGGGAUUGUGGUUGAUUAGGGGUGUGUUUAGUUCAGGUUUGGCUGCCUGAGGCGGUUCUCAAUCAGAGUCAGGUGAUUCUUGUUGUCUCUGAUGGGGAACCGUAUUUAGGUAGCCUGGGUUUCACUGUGUAUUUCGUGGGUGAUUGUUCCUGUCUCUGUGUAGUUUCACCAGAUAGGCUGUAAUUAGGUUUCACGUUUUGUUGUUUUGUAUUUAUUAGUUAUUGCAUGUAUAGUUCCGUUUUUUCUUCAUUAAAAAACAUGAGUAACCAA